Molecule: messenger RNA, 1860 nt
Organism: Candidula unifasciata
Lineage: Eukaryota; Metazoa; Mollusca; Gastropoda; Stylommatophora; Geomitridae
Source: the annotation of a GenBank genome assembly
AUGUAUGCCUACAAGUGUGAGAGUGAGUACUCGGCCAUCAGAGCGCCUCGCAAGAAUGACCUGAAGCGCCACAGCUUUCAUGACUUCUACCACAGGUACCUGGUUCACAACACCUAUGCUCAUCUACAAGGACCCCCGACCCGGAUGGAGGACCCUACGGGGGGUGUGGACGAGUUUCGGUCCCACAACCACGCGGAGCGCAUGAUGAAGAAGCUAGAGAUGUACGCUAGCAAAAGACAGCUCUGUGAUGUUGUUUUGGUGGCGGAGGAACGGAGAAUCCCGGCUCAUCGUUUGGUCCUCAGCGCCACUUCGGAUUACUUUGCGGCCAUGUUUACCAACAACGUCCGGGAGGCUACAAUGGAUGAGAUUCAGAUCAAAGAUGUGGAUGCUGAAGCUUUGGCCAAUUUAGUUCAAUACACAUACACGGGACACAUCCAGCUGAAGGAAGAAACAGUAGAGAACCUGCUGUCUACUGCUUGCCUUCUCCAGAUAUCCGAGGUUGUUGAAGCCUGUUGUAGUUUUCUUAUGAAGCAGCUCCAUCCUUCUAAUUGUAUUGGCAUCCGCCAGUUCGCUGAUGCUCAGGGGUGUACGGAUCUUUACAAGGUGGCCAACAAUUAUGUCAUGGACCGGUUUGUUGAAGUCAUGCAAAACCAAGAGUUCCUCAUGUUGCCCUCGGAUGAAGUCUGUAAGCUGUUGGCCAGCGAUGACCUUAAUGUGCCUAAUGAAGAAUCUAUAUUCGAGGCUGUUCUGAAGUGGGCCAAGCAUGACCUCAGUAACAGGAGAAAGUUUCUGGCAGUCUUGCUGUCGCACAUCAAACUUCCACUGAUGGCACCACAGUUUAUUGCUGAUCACGUGGAGACCAACUCGCUAUUCCAUGACGACAAAGAAUGUCAACAGCUAAUUAUGGAAGCCCUAAAGUACCAUUUGUUACCAGAACGACGUUCAUCAUUCCAGUCUCCGCGCACAAAGCCCAGGAAAUCGACAGUGGGUGUGUUAUACGCAGUUGGCAGCAUGGAAUGCACAAAAGGUCCAACAAGUAUAGAGAAAUAUGACCUCCGAACAAACACUUGGACACAGGUGGCAAAUAUGUCAGGCCGAAGACUCCAAUUUGGAGUGGCAGUAUUGGAUGAUAAACUCUUUGUGGUCGGAGGCAGAGAUGGUCUGAAGACCUUGAAUACUGUGGAGUGUUAUGAUCCCAAAAGAAAAACAUGGGCAUUAAUGCCGCCAAUGUCAACUCAUAGACAUGGCCUAGGUGUUGGAGUUCUGGAGGGACCCAUGUAUGCAGUGGGCGGCCAUGACGGCUGGUCGUACCUCAAUACUGUCGAGAGGUGGGAUCCACAGGCCAGGCAGUGGAGUUAUGUGGCUCCAAUGUCCACGGCUCGCAGCACUGUAGGAGUGGCAGCAUUACACGGAAAACUUUACGCAAUUGGAGGUCGCGAUGGAGGCUCAUGUCUCAACACGGUAGAGUGUUUUGAUCCACAUACUAACAAGUGGACCAUGUGUACUCGCAUGUCUAAAAGAAGGGGAGGUGUGGGUACAUCCAAUUGUAAUGGGUUUCUCUAUGCUGUUGGAGGGUACGAAGCGCCAGCCACAAACCCAGCCAGCAGCAGAUUUGAAUGUUCCGAAAGGUAUGACCCCAAAACUGACCAAUGGACAAUCAUUGCUUCUCUAAGCAGCCCCAGAGACUCGGUGGGAUUGUGUCCCCUUGGAGACAAACUAUAUGCCAUUGGAGGUUAUGAUGGUGUUCAAUACCUUAAUGAUGUUGAAUGUUACGAUCCGAUCAAUAACGACUGGGUCAAGGUGGCGCCACUGUGCACAGGAAGGGCAGGAGCAUGUGUGGUUCAUGUACCAAACAGCUGA